This is a messenger RNA of Anopheles stephensi (Asian malaria mosquito), 2158 nucleotides long. RefSeq names its product proton-coupled amino acid transporter 3 (gene mah). The coding region runs from base 447 to 1991 and encodes 514 amino acids. NCBI's taxonomy places the organism in Eukaryota, Metazoa, Arthropoda, Insecta, Diptera, Culicidae. The record is from RefSeq and is a predicted model, not a curated record. The transcript is spliced from 2 exons.
AAGUUUUAUCAAAAGAUUCCUACAAUUUUCAUAUCUACAAAUUGUUUCGCUACAGUGUUCUCCCAAAAACCGGUUCCAUAGAAAACGCUCCGGUAAAUACUAUUGCACCCUGCCUCAACGUAAAACCUUACCUUUGCCUCGCCGUCUGCCGUCCGUGGCGGAGGAUGUUGUAAGGAUUCCUCACCGUUUCAUUGAUGGCUCCGUCCAUCGAGCGGCUCCAUUACCGAACCCAUCGUACAUCGGCGACCACCCUCGGUCGGCUCUGGUUCCGCCAGUCGGCCGGUGAGGCUACAGUCAGCCCGACUGUGUGACCAGCGUUUUGAUGCAAUUUCUUCGGCGCAAAACCCACCAAAACUGUGCAGCAGAGCUCACCAGCAGUGUGAGCCAGUGAGGUUAAGGAUUAUUAUGGCAGUGCAGUGUCAUCUGGUCGCUGGUGCAUUCUAGUCAUGGCGUUCCAGGGUUACAGUUCGUCGGAUCAGUUACUGCAUCGCCAGGGGGAACGGAUGUUCGGGGGGAUGGGGCUCGGCAGCACCCGCCGGUUGUCGCUAUUCUUCGCCACGCUCUGUGUGGUCGAUCUGUUCGGUGUGUUUCCGAUCGUCGCGCUGCCAAAGUCGAUCAUUUCCUGCGGAUUGUACGGUAUACCGUUGGUGCUGUUUGUGAUUACGCUGCAGAUCUACACCGCGGUUGUGCUGGGGCGUUGCUGGACGAUUGCCGAAAAGCUGGACCCAUCGAUAGUGGCUAAAAAUCGAUACCCGUAUGCAGCCAUCGCAGAGUUUACGUACGGCAGACGGAUGAGCGUGUUCGUGACGGUGCUGCUCGACCUGACCGUGUUCGGCGGUGGCAUACCGAACUUGUUGGUGGCAGCACAAAAUCUGCAGCUGCUUGGGGCGCGUGUCAGCGAGGGCAGGUUUGAGAUAUCGUUCUGCUACUGGCUGCUGAUUAUAGGACUGUUCCUGUGUCCGAUCAUGUGGUUGGGGAGUCCGAAAAAUAUGCGCACCCUGGCGAGUGUCUCGGUGGUGGUUUGUAGCAGUGUGGCCAUCCUGACGUGGAUCUCGAUCGGAGGGGAUCGCUCGGGAAGCUUCACACCGUUCAAAGACAUUGCGCUCGGGCUGCCACCGUUCGUCCAGCUACUGAAAGCGUACGGUAUAAUAGCGUUCCAGUUCGAUAUUCAUCCGAUGCUGCUGACCAUCCAGGUAGACAUGCAGCACAAACGGCAAAUCGGGAAGGCGGUACUGUAUGGCAUCCUGAUCACGUGCAGCCUAUCGGUGGUUACUACCUUCCUGACUGCCUAUCGGUACGGCAUGGAUGCUACGAAUAACGUGCUGCAGAUUUUACCCCGAAGCUGGUCGCUGUACAUGACCAUCCUGCUGGUCACUUUGCAGCUGUGCCUAUCGAGCGCCGUAGGCAACUCAGCGUUAUUUCAGCACAUUGAAGAUCUGCUCGGAGCUUCGCGAGAUUUUACCAUUAAAAGAUGCAUCAUAAGAUCAACGCUGGUAUGGCUGGGGGUUUUAAUAGCGGAAAUCUUACCCCGGUUCGACCUGGUAAUGGGUAUCAUCGGUGGAACGCUAACCGGACCGCUAAUCUUCAUUCUGCCUCCCCUUUUCUACCAACGCAUGCUGGAGCUGGAGAAGAUCUACAGCCAGGAACUGAAACGAUCGUACUCGACCGAUUCGUCGCAAAUAUCAGAGGAUCAAUUCGAGGAUUCGGAUAUCGAAACGAUUAGCGGUUCACGGCGCAGUUGGUACGGUUCAAUUGGAUCGCAAGGAUCGGCAUUGUCCGUGGCUAAAAUACGAGAUGGUGUCAAAAAGUGUAUGGACGUGUUGGCCAUUCGUUGCAGGCAAUUGUGCCACUUCAUGUACAGCGAUUGCAUUCUGGCGGGAUCGGUCAUUGUGUUCGGAAUAGCAGCAACCUUAGCGUCCACGUACUAUAACAUGUUCGAUGUGCGUGAAACGCAGCUAUGGUUUUCAUGUCUCAGUACGUGGCGUCGAUGAGCAGGUGCUGCGAUGCACAUUUUGUAUAUCAAAUUAGGCGGAAAGGAGAAAAAAGUUUUUGAAGCACAGGACGAAAAAGCCUGUGGUUCGAUUAUCAUGCUUAGUAGAGGUUGAAAUAACAAUUUAUGCAUACAUAUACAUUGAAUAAAUGACUAAUAAGACUUAUA